GCCGCCCGGCACUCCCAUCCCGCAGUCCCCGAGGACCCCCCGGCGUCGGCCAAGCCGCUGCUGCGUUGGGACGAGGUGCCCGACGACUUCGUGGAGUGCUUCAUCCUGUCGGGCUACCGGCGCCUGCCGUGCACGGCUCAGGAGUGCCUGGCCUCGGUGCUGAAGCCUACCAACGAGACGCUCAACUUCUGGACGCACUUCAUCCCGCUGCUGCUGUUCCUCAGCAAGUUCUGCCGCCUGUUCUUCCUGAGCGGCCGCGAUGUGCCCUUCCACCACCCGUGGCUGCUGCCCCUGUGGUGCUACGCGUCCGGGGUGCUGCUGACCUUCGCCAUGAGCUGCACGGCGCACGUGUUCAGCUGCCUGUCGCUGCGCCUGCGCGCCGCCUUCUUCUACUUGGACUACGCAUCCAUCAGCUACUAUGGCUUCGGCAGCACAGUGGCCUACUACUACUACCUGCUGCCUGGCCUGAGCUUGCUGGACGCCAGAGUCAUGACCCCGUAUGUACAGCAGCGCCUGGGCUGGCACGUGGACUGCACGCGCCUCAUAGCCGCCUACCGCGCGCUGGUGCUGCCUGUGGCCUUCGUGCUGGCGGUGGCCUGCACGGUGGCCUGCUGCAAGAGCCGCACUGACUGGUGCGCCUACCCGUUCGCCUUGCGCACCUUUGUCUUCAUCAUGCCCCUCAGCAUGGCCUGCCCCAUCAUGCUGGAGAGCUGGCUCUUCGACCUGCGUGGGGAGAACCCCACCCUCUUCGUGCACUUCUACCGCCGCUACUUCUGGCUGGUGGUGGCUGCCUUCUUCAACGUGAGCAAGAUCCCCGAGCGCAUCCAGCCAGGCCUCUUCGACAUCAUCGGUCACAGUCACCAGCUUUUCCACAUCUUCACUUUCCUCAGCAUCUACGACCAGGUGUACUACGUGGAGGAGGGUCUGCGCCAGUUCCUCCAGGCGCCACCUGCAGCGCCCACCUUCUCGGGCACCGUGGGCUACAUGCUGCUGCUGGUGGUUUGCCUGGGGUUGGUCAUCAGGAAGUUCCUCAACAACGCCGAAUUCUGCAGUAAAAAGUGAGCCUCCACCAUGCAAGAGGCUACUAGUUUGCCCAUCUGUUUGUUUGGUGUUUCUGUUGUUGCUAUUGUUGGGUUGUUUUCAAGUUUUGUUAUGUUUCCUUCUUUGCUGGAGGAGGGUGCUGCAAAACCACAAGGGAAAGGUUCACUGCUGCUAGGGAAUACCAGUCCACUUGGAGCUUUAAGAGCAGAGGACAUUAACCGACAGAAGGCCACUGAUUCUUGCUCCCUGAAAAAAAAAAAUCAGGUAAUGUCUCCGAUAUCCAGGGACUUUGCAAAGGCAUAAAUAAAAUCCCAAAUAAUAUCCCCCAAAGAGUUUGAUUUUCCACUUGUUUUCUGUGUCAGUGGUAAUCACAAGUAGCCCUUGUGAGGUCAGGUAUGCAGUAAAGAGGAUAAAUAGUAAGAAAUCCCUGGGUACUUCCAUUUCAGUGAGGAAUGCUUGGAUUUGUCAAAAGAAUGGAGUUUUGUAGGAAAUGGGCGCAAGGCACAAACCCAGGGCUUAACCUGCUAGAAAAUGCAAGGAAUGUGAACACAAGUUAAUUAUUCCAAAAUGUUUCUUAGAUGUUAUUUAAAUAGUAAUAUAUAUGAUGAUUUUUCAUAAUUUAUAAAAGCCUGUGAUAUGCACUGAAUUUUCUUUGUCACAUAGUUUUGAAUUUUACAGCCCUGUGCAUUGCACACACUUGAACUGGACAUCAGGGCAAGCUGCUUAAAAGUUCUCUACUUUUUUAAAACAGUGUUUUCUGAAGGCUUAUGAGUGUCAUGAUACAACUGUGAAUGACUUUUACCUUAGGGAUUCUUGUUAGUCUACUGGUGAAGAGCUCAAGUGGUUCAUAUAGAUCCCAGAUUCCUCUUUACUUUAAUGUAUUCCACAGAACUCAUCCUGAUUUUUUGUUUGUCUUUAAUCUUCUUUCCUUCACUGCUAAAAUUGCCACUGGAAUAAAUGUGCCUUUUGAAGCAAUGCCCCAGUGACUGACCUCAGACAGUUUCUUGCAUGGGGAGAGCAACAGGAGAAACCAUUUCUUACUUUACUGCAUAGCAGGAAGGAAGAUGGUGUGGGUUUUAAGUUUUUGAUCGGACCAGAAUGAACGGCAUUUGGCUUCUCUACCAGGACAAGGAGCCAACCCAGCAAUAUGGCUAUGGCUCCUAAUGCAGCCAUGGUAGCGCGUGAAAGGACACUGGUGCCAUCUAUCUUUGCUUAAAUAUUAGAAUAUAAUAUUUAGAAGUAGAUGAGGCAGUUACUAUUAUGAAAACCAGAAGCGUAUUAACUUGGGUUGUAACUGAACCUUAUGAAUUAAAUAAGAUUAUGCAUGCCCCAUUAAACAGAGAACUCUUAUUUGAGUCAAGACUAUGGAAAUGAUUGGCAGUCACACUGAAUCCUUGAAAAAUUAGCGAGCACACUGCAGCAUGCUUUAUUUUUUUGUGGUCAGGAUCUGGCUAUAAAGUCCAAGCUGGCCUUGAACUCCCUCCGUAUCCCAGGUUGGGCUUGAAUGUAUAAUCUUCCUGCCUCGCAGCCUCCCAAAUUCUGGUAUUAAAGAUAGUCACCAACAUGCCCGCCUCUCCAGCUGCUUUCUACUCACCACCUUGGCCAGUGUUAUUUAGACAUAUCUUACAAAUGCUAGCCUGUCAUUGAGGUGGAAACUCUUGAUGAACACAAACCUCUGAGGUAGCUAAUUGAAAUAUCACAUUUAGUAAGUCAUUUGGUUAAGAGGGUCUAUAAAUGGGAAGUGUUGACUUGAGGGUAUAAUUUUGAUCAAGCACAUAAAGCAGAUGAGAACUUACCUCGGCACUGGUAAAAAGAUGGCUUUCUUUUUCUUAUAGUUUUAAUCACUGCUGUAUUUGUAAACAGAGAAGCUCAGCGCAGUUCCCUGGAGGAACUAGUAUCCUUGUGUGUGCUAAUUUGCACAGUGAAGUUAAAUUUAAGUAUGUCUGUAUUUAAUUUAGGACCACAUAAUGGGAUCGUGAGUACACCUUGCACAAUUCCUGACGAGCGUCAGUGUCUUGUCCUCUGCUAAGUACAAGGAGACUCCUGUUAGGUCACAGAGGCUGCCCCUUUGUGCUCACCACAGAUGUUACUCCUCAGCGGUAACUUGACGACUCAGUAUACGUGUCUAAGGACAACUGUGGAAAUCAGGAAUUUCCACACGGAGACUUACUUGCAUGUCAUUGCUGUCUCUUCUAGCGCCCUAAAGAAUGUUGGUUCAGAAGUUAGGGAAACAGGUUGAAGAGUAUUUUGCUGCUUUCUUGUCGAAUAGGACCUGCCUUUCAGAAUUUGGAAGAAGGGGACUUCUGAAAAGGAAUGACAGGUUUGAGAAUGAGGACAUUUGCCAUUUUAAAUUUUUGCGGGAGAUAUUCUGAGUCCACAAACAGAAGUCUCUUCUUGUCAUGUGUCUUUGUCCUUAAGCACAGGCCGCUUAAGGAUAAAAUUAUACCCGUAUCAUUUUCAAGUGAUUCUGGUACAUGAGCCAGUGAGAUUACACACUUUUCUCCGGAAAGCUUUAGCCACCCAGUGUGUUCCAAGGAGAAUAAGGACUCACUCUCUUUUUCCCUUUGCCUUUACCUCCCUCCACUUUUACUUUCCCUUAGUAUUAUUUGCCAUAAAUAACAUGGACAAGAGGACAUUCUAACUGAAAACAAUGGUUUGGCUUUAUUUCAUGUUUGCAAACAGGCAUCACAUCUACUACAAUCAGGGAUGACUUAACUAGAUAAUCUAUUUGCUAAAUUAUAUCAGUUUUUUUGUCAAAAUAAUGCUAUUUUAGAAACAGUCACUAUCUGCACAUUUGCAUAGAACCAUCAGGCUUUUUAAACAUUUCAGGGAUAAUGCCACAAUCAGAGUAAAAUAUCUUUGGAAAUGUUUUUUCACACUUCAUUUUGUCACAUCCAUUAAAAUGUGGUUUUCCUUUAUUAUGUUCAACUAGCUGAAAUAUAGGACAGCUUAUAAAUAAUAAUUCACUCCAUUAUCUUUGAACCAUCUAUUUUGGCAGUAAAAUUUUGAAGCAUAUUAUGUAAUACAUUUUAUUUUUACUUGUUAGUCAUGAUCUAGAUGUCAUCUCAAGGAGCAGCACCAUGGAGUUAUGCCUGGGAAUGGAGGGUGUAUGACUGCAGUGCCUGUCACCCGUGGGUUGGUCCCUGGGGCUGACUCAGGCUAAAGUAGUUUGUUAAAGGGGUUUCUUCCUUCCCUGCCUUUCUCACAGCUCAGGUGACCUUCCCAAAGAGAGGAAGUAGAGCUCUUUGGUCAUGUCAUUACUGGCUUAUAAAAAUAAAUGUGAUCUUUCCACUGGCCACACACUUUCUAUAAAUAGCCGAGGGAGGCAGUAUGGAGCUAGAAAGCUGGCCAGAGUGGCCUUCACGUGUGUCCAUUCAUAAAGCCUGCCUGUAAGUUCUUAGAGUCAAAAAACCAUUUGGCCUCAUUCAUCAUGGUACUUUAUGGUCAUCAUUUCUAAGAAUGUAAUAUUUAGGGAAUAGAGGUGAUUUUUAUCAUUCUUUUUCCUGAUGUGGUGCUGAACUGGAGGGCUAAGAGCAAUAACAGGGAAUUUUAUCAUCACCUCUCAUAACUUUAGUGUGCAAAAAGCUGUAUUAGGAGACAGGUAUGAUAGAUACUAUCACCAUUUCAAGAUUUUACUGUUGGUCCAAGGUAACAGACUUAAGUUUCCAGUUGGCAUAUAAUGUGGGGACAAUUGUGCAUCUCAGUUGUGAGCAUCUCUGAGUGUGUGCAGCUCUGAUACCCAGCCAAGCCCCAGACACACUAGCUGGAUACACUAUACAUGUAUAUGUAAUUGACCAUAAUUUUUAAAUAGAACAAGGAGAUGGCUAUGUUUGAAACUCGAUUAUAAAAUCUUAUUAAACAUGUUAUCAGCCACUAAAAUGGUUUUUAUCAUCUUGUUCAUCUGUUGAAAUUUCAUACUGCUGACUUCGCUGUCAGGGUCCUUGAGUCAGCAUUCGUCCAGCCGCCCAUGUAAUGCCUUUAGUGAUGUAGCCUACUGUAUGAAAGACCUUUGAGCAAGAUUCUGUCUGUCCGUACCGUUGCAGCCAUUACUUUUUUGCGCUGUGGUGGAACAAAGGAGAUUGGGUCUUUUCCUCUGUUAGUAGAAGAGCAGUGCAUAGAAUCUUAUUUCAAUCGGCUCACUAAUUUACCUGCAAUUUCUUUUGUCUUAUAUUUGUGGGUCUAUGGUUAAAAAACUUGAAAUUUCAAAGUACAAGUCAGGUAGAGGGAUGGUGGGAAUACAUGCAAAGCUGGAAGCAUUUAUCAUCACCUAUUAAUAAACAUAAUAAUUAUUGAGAGGUUAAUAGCAUUUAUAUAAUCGUGAAAUAUGGUUUAUUCAGAGUCCUAAGUUUUGAUGUCAUUAAGUGAAUUUCACAUAUAGUAUAAUAAAGUUAAAAAACAAAAACUCUCACACACAUGAAUUUAAAUGCUUAAAUCUCCAAAAUUAAAACUAUGACUAAUGUGUUAGCCUUUUUUCCUCUUUUAAGAGUUUUGGGUUGUAACUAAGCAUAUCUAGGAGAAAAUAACUCUGAAGAAAAAAAUUUUUAAAUGUCAUGUUAAAAAAAAAAGUAGGAAGAGAGCAUGGGAAAGAAAAAACAAAGAAUGGGAUUCAGACAGCAAAAUGGGCAGCAAGUUUAACAGUGUUUGGUUUUUGCUUGAGUUUUAAAUUUUAUCCCUAGAAAAGUAUGUGAAUUCCCAGGGUCUUAGUGUUUAAAUAGGUAGGUAAGGAACUCUAUUUGGCUUACGCUGUAGCUUUUAACCUGAGCAUGAGGUGCCUGAGUAUAUUUUGAGUAGCUCAUUUAUCCCCUGGCUUAACGUUCCUAAUUUGCUCCCCAAAAUUAGGGCAUAGGUCAAAAGGGAAUUAGGGGAUAGCAGUGGCCAAUUGUAAAGCAGGCUUUGAAUCAUUCUCUUGAAGGAAUGCCAAUAUUCACCGGUAUAUAUUACCUGACAAAAAGAGAGAGCCUAGACACCCUGGAAAAAGAAGCACUUGUAGGUGAAACUGAGUACCUCUGUAUUUCCUUGUGAGAAGCUACACGCCUUCCUACUGAAGAUUUGAUUUCUUCAGUAUUAUGAAUAAUUAUUUCUUAGUUAUGAAAACAUGGGUAUCGGUUCUUAGUCACCAUUCCAAAAACCUAAUACAAAUUUCUGUUGUCCUUUCAAAAAUAGCAAAUAUAUUGCAUUUCUGGAUUACAAAUUUCUAACUACUAUAUAGACUUUUUUGUUUUAGAACAACUUCUUAAGAGUCUGUAAGCAAAUUGCAGAAUUUGUGUUUAUUUAUAGGUCAGGGGCCAAGAAUGCUCACUUAGCUGUUAAUUGUGGCAGGAUGUGACUUCCGAGAAAGCUGAACAUAAACCUGUAUGCAACAAAACGCUUAUUUAUUUGCUCUUUAAUUCAGUGGGAAAGCGGCCUUUACUUUGAGCUUUUGAAAAUGUUCCUAAUACACCGUUGCUGUAAGUGUAAUCCAGGAGUUUUAAUGCUUUUGGUUCUCAGCCUCUGAAAGCUAUUCCAAACAUGGCAUUUCCCAAGGAAAUUUUCUUGAGUGUGCAAAAUUAUUUGGAACUGUAUGAAAGUGGCAGACCACCUUUCUCAUGCCUGAGAGCUCCACCUAAAAUAUGCAAUAAGCUCUCAGGGCUGAAUAGGGCAGGAUCUGCAGUUGGUUAUUUAGCCACGUGGUGAAAAUGGCCCUGUUUCUCGCGGUUUACCAUAAUGUCAAGAAAGGGCACUGUGUAAAUAAAACUCUCAAUUCUAGAUGAAAUAUGGGCCACACUAAUUUCAUUUCUGCUUUUGGUUCCAUCUCUAGUUAGAGAGGAUAGUCUGUUUUUAAUAUGGUGGGUGCAAAAGAGAAAAUUAACGGGAAAAAUUUUAAAAGAAGUAUUUUAAUUGUAUAUUCUAAAAAUUUGUAAUGGCAAUUUGUUUGUUUUAAAAAAAAUAGGCCUUAGCACAUGGGUGAGAACCAGUGCUUUUUGGAAAGCCUCAUCUCUGUCCUGGGGGUUUCAUUAACUUUGAGCUCUUACCCAAACAACAAAGGCCUUGUAAGUCUUUAAAACUGCACAUACAAUAUAGCUUAAAGAAGGAUAAAAACCAUUUUUUAAAAAGAAGAAAACAUGUCUAAUAGGUUCUAAGUAUGUAAUGAGGCUAAAUUUUAAAGUCUUUUAAACUUUUUGGUUAGAAACUUUAUUAAAUUGCCUCUCUCAGGAAGGCUUAGCACAGGAGGUCUACUUUUCUGCCAGGUUGGUUUUUGUUUCUUGAGGCUCUGAGCAAAGUUACUCUAACCAAACAGCUGGGGACACAGACAAUAAACAGGUGAGGUGAGUUUCACUCUGAUGAGGUUGUGAUCACAGUGAAGAAAUCAGUAAGAAAUGCUCAGCCCUGGACAUUGUCCCUUCGCUCUCUGAAGUGGAGAGAAACAGCUCUCUGCCAGUGAUCCGUGGACCAGGAAGAGCUUUCUGUUCCAGGGCUGGGGAAAGAUUCUGUGCCUGCUUUUCCUCUGCACAAAGCCUGUGGUAGCCCUGAACUUCCUCCAUUUCAGUCUUGUCGCAGACCAUUUCUGCCACCCUGGAAGCCUUCACUUUUCACAAAUACAGCCUUGAAGACAAAAAAUUCCUACAAGGAUUCAAUAUGUAGUUAGGCCUUCUCCGACCGUCUGCCUUAUGAGGUGCACCUGUUUCUAACCUAAGGAUUUAAAUUAGAUAGCUGUACACAGAUUGCAAGAAUGUACAACUGGCAGGUCCCCUUUUGAAGUAAAGGGCAUUACUUGAAGGGUCAUCCUUAUGUUUUUCCUCAGGUCAGAGGCAGAGGGACAAUUUAAUAGUGAUCAAAUAGAAACCUUGUGUCUGUUGUUCUGUUUAAGUUCACUUAAUGUUGAUAAUGGGGGAAGAAGGGAGUAGAGUUACAGUUAUAAAGAAUUUUCCCCAUUGCUGGCUAAAUUAUUAUGCUACCCUGACUCCAGUCCUCACCUACAUCCUAAAGAGCUGUCUUAUCUAACUAGAAGAGAGCUUCUCAGGAGACACGACUUUCCAUACCUGAACUAUGGUGUGGUCUCAGAUCAACAGUGUAUUCCAACAGAAGAGUAUUAUUUUAUAAUUUCAGGUUUUAGGGUCAAUU
Messenger RNA from Fukomys damarensis (Damara mole-rat), 8142 nucleotides. It is a transcript of the gene Paqr9, whose product is annotated as progestin and adipoQ receptor family member 9. The record is from RefSeq and is a predicted model, not a curated record. Gene Ontology annotation, molecular function: signaling receptor activity. Lineage: Eukaryota; Metazoa; Chordata; Mammalia; Rodentia; Bathyergidae. The annotation marks the transcript as partial. The transcript has a single exon. Gene Ontology annotation, cellular component: membrane.